CCAAAUUCAUUUAUCCACAGAUAAUUAUAAAAUGUAUCAAAAAAGUAUUAAAAUAGCUGUGCUAGGCGAUGAAGGUUCAGGAAAAUCGUCACUGGUUCAUCGUUUUGCUCACAAUGAAUAUAAGACAACAACGAAAACAGUUUGUACCUGUCCCAAAACAGUGAAAAAGCGUACAGAAUGUGGCAACCACUUACUAAGUGAUGUCCUCGAAAGAGGAGAUCGCCAAUGUGCAAAUUUGUAUGACACAGGUUCUACACCUUUGACGUCGAGAACACAUCGAAGAAUAUUACCAAGCAGGUGUACCUGCCAUCGGUCUAGUCCAGAAUACAGAAGUGUAGUUUGGGAAGGUCCAAGUAAAGAAAUCAAUCUGAUGCACGUAUCGGUGCUAGAUAUUCCGGCUUUGAAGUCAUUUCCAGCCGACACAUUAGAAGAAUUUGCAUCAGAAGAAGCCAGAGGUGUAAGAACCGCAUCGGUGUUUAUUCUUGUCUUUGACGUGACAAACCGUGAAAGCUUCGAAUACAUAAGUAGGAUCCGAAAUCAGAUUCGAAAGUGCUGGUUUCGUCGAACCCAGUCGGAAAUUUUAUACCCAUCUCUUCUUCCAUGGAAAGGUAGUCCUUCUGAGGAUAUUCCAGCUAUAACAACGAAACGAACAAGAUCGAUCAGGCGAAAUCAUCGUAUAUACCGCAAAAGUAACACACAAGAAGAAGUUUCAGUCUUCAGUGUGUCAUCAUCGAGCAGCGACUUUGUGGCCCAAGGCGCCCUGAACGGGGACAGCGUUGAUUCUUUGAUAGUUGUGGUCGGGACAAAGAUGGACCUUCUUUUUAAAAAGACACAAAAUGUUGACAAUGGCUACAUUUACGAAAGUCAAAUAACUUGGUACAAAAAUACCGUCAACACGAUCAAAAAAUCUUGGAAGCAUACUUAUUUGGACUGUUCAGCAAAAUAUGGCUUCAAUGUACAAACGGCGUUUCUGGCUGCAGUGGAUGGAGCAUUGGUUGCCAGAGGAAAGCGAAAGAAAACCAGAGUUAAAAAAUCUCGCGACAUUUGCAUGUAAUAAAUAACGAUUGUAUGCCAAUAAAACAGUGGAA
Molecule: messenger RNA, 1088 nt
Organism: Styela clava
Lineage: Eukaryota; Metazoa; Chordata; Ascidiacea; Stolidobranchia; Styelidae
Molecular function (GO): GTP binding; GTPase activity
Source: RefSeq, a predicted model, not a curated record